AUGAUCAACAGCUAAGUAAAAGCCUCUAAAGUGAAGGAAUCGCUCUUCGAUGAUCUCGAUUAAAAUACUAGAGAAUCUUACAAAAUGUGGUCUAAAAAUAUACCUUUAAUCCCAAAGAAGACUGAUUAGAGGUCAAUCGAAGGCACUCUUUUCAGAAAGUCGAUUAAGAAAGGAUAUUGGAAAUCGAAUACAUACUAGCUUAUUGGUAAUAAGUUGAUAAAAUUUACAGCUGAAAGCGGUAAACCUGAGAAAUUUGCUAACAUUGAAAAUUAUCGUCUUGAGAAAAUAAAACUUGAAGAAAAGGGAGACAAAGAUAUUAAGUAUGGAUUUCGUUUGACACAUAAUUGCAAAUUUGUGGAAUUAUACGCACGUAAUAAAGAACAUAUGCUUAUGUGGUUUGAAUUAGUCAAGCGUUAGUGUGUAUUAACUACAUUUUAGAAUGAUUAUUCUACUAUUAAGCUUAUGGGCAAGGGUAAUUUUGCUCGUGUUUAUUAUGCGCGUUCAAAGCUAACUGGAGGAGAAUUUGCAGUAAAGGCAUUUGAAAAAGAUAAAUUUGCUCAAAUUGAGAUUGACAGACCAGCAUUGAUUAAGGAAAUUUCAAUUUUACGUAAGAUGAAUCAUCCUGGUGUCAUUAAAAUGUAUGAAGUUUAUGAGAACGAAACUCAUAUUUUCUUAGUUAAUGAAUUGUUAAAGGGAGGAGAAUUAUUCCACAAGUUAAAAGGCCAUGGGUAAUUUGACGAAGUUUAUGUUGCUUAACUAAUGACGACUCUCCUCGACUCAAUUCAUUACAUUUCUCAAAGAAACAUAUUGCAUCGUGAUAUUAAACCUGAAAACCUUAUCCUACGUUCUAAAAACAACGAUACUGACUUGUGCUUAGCUGAUUUUGGUUUGGCUGAUUACUACGAUCCUAAGGGAGGAUACAUGUUCCAGCGCUGUGGCACUCCUGGAUACGUCGCACCUGAAGUUCUUGCUGAUAAGAUUUACGAUUUUAAGGUAGACACAUUCUCUGCAGGUGUAAUAAUGUUCAUACUUUUAACAGGUAGCUCUCCGUUCAAAGGAAAAUCUUAUGACGAAAUUGUAAUCAAAAAUUACAAUUGCACUAUCGACUUUAAUUACAAUGAAAUGGGCAAAUAUUUAUCGGCUGAGUGCUUUGACUUACUUUAGAAGCUGCUCAAAAAAGAUCCUCUAGAGCGUUAUUCAGCAAUAUAAGCUCUCAAUCAUCCUUGGUUUGCAAAAAUGAAGGCUGCAACUCCCACUACCUAAUAGAAAUCGAGCGUUGUUUCUUCUCAGACUUCAUUAGAAGGAGAUUAAAUAGUACGCAUUGCACCAAAGGAUAAUUUACAAUUAAAGAGUAAGACUCCACUAAUGAAUAGCAAGUGGUCUGAGCCAUAGGAAUAGCAAAGUCCCGAAACUUGGAAAAAAUAAUAAUAAUAAGGCAGAAACUCUGUUAGUGAAUAUAUUGAUAGUCCUAUGAGUCGUCAAGCUUAAGAUUCUCCAUAGAUUAAAACUCCAGGAGGAAGCUAAUACAGCCAGCCCUUCAAGAAAACACCAGAUUCUAAUGGUAGCUCUAAAAUAAAGCAAGAAACUCCUGUGAUAAAAAUGUAGUCCGUACCUGAAUGCAUGGAUGAAUAUGAUAUCGAUCCUAGCUCCUUGGAAGAUGCACAUUCUCCCUUAAUUGAAAACAUGAAAAACCUAUAAAAAUAUGACCUUAAUAACAAGAAUUCUAAAAAAUUCAAAGAAGUCUAUCAAAGUCCUAUAAUAAAAAAUCCUUCUAACUUGUUCUCUAAUGGAAACUAGUAACAAGGGCAAUAAGUAAAUAAUUUAACUCAAAAUCUAAAUGCAUCUAAUAACACAAACUAAGAUGUUAAGAAUACAAAGUCAAUCCGUGAAAAAUUAAUAUAAAAUGUGUGA
Molecule: messenger RNA, 1911 nt
Organism: Tetrahymena thermophila SB210
Lineage: Eukaryota; Ciliophora; Oligohymenophorea; Hymenostomatida; Tetrahymenidae
Product: Serine/Threonine kinase domain protein
Exons: 1
Biological process (GO): protein phosphorylation
Molecular function (GO): ATP binding; protein kinase activity
Source: RefSeq, a predicted model, not a curated record